Messenger RNA from Truncatella angustata, 1869 nucleotides. RefSeq lists its product as uncharacterized. The record is from RefSeq and is a predicted model, not a curated record. Lineage: Eukaryota; Fungi; Ascomycota; Sordariomycetes; Amphisphaeriales; Sporocadaceae. The transcript is spliced from 6 exons. Bases 1 to 1869 code for a protein of 622 amino acids.
AUGAGCUCUCAUGAGCUCGUAGCCAGCCACUUCGCCGUCGAGACCGACAAGGAGCUCACCUCGAAAGGGCCCAUCACAAACCCGCUCAACAAGCUGUGUCUAAAGAACCUACGCCCAUGGCCCGACUUUCUCGAGCAGCAGCGAACCACUCUAGGGGCCCUUUACGGCACCUUCCCGGUCUCUGAUCGGCGUUUCGAAUCUCGGGGCUUUUUGACGAGCCUCGGCCAGCGAAUUGCCAAGCGACCGAUAUCUUGCGAAAAGACGCUCGAAUAUUUCCUACACAACAGCGUCGAAGAUCCAGUGCGAGAGAUUUUCGAUCAAUUGCGGGAUGUGGACCAAAACCACCCCAAUGUGAUCAGCGAUGUUGCGGAGGAGGUUGUCGACCGGCAGGCCUCAUCGAUACCGCCACAGACGCCCGAUCAAGGGAAAGAUCCGGGACGCAUCCGCCCCAAUCAGUCAUGCGUAUACCAGUUUGACGACGAGCUCUCCACACGGCGUACCAUGCUGUAUGUGUCCAAAUACAAGGCCCCGCACAAGCUGACCGCUCCAUACCUGCGUGUCGGUCUGCAUCCCAUGGAUAUCUUCAAAGACGUGACCUACAACUACAUGAUCGAGGGGGGUCUCGAGUACGGGUUGCUGACUACUGGCGAGACCAUUGUAUUCUUGCGAGUAGACUGGCGAGAACCCGGCACACUCUUCGCAAUCGGGGAACACCACGCUUGCACCGCAGUUGGCCAGUACCUGGCAUUCAGCCUGAUGGCUCUCGGCCCGCCAGGGAACCCACCCAAUGUUCGAUCGCAGGAUGAGCGGCAGCGUGUAAUCUUGGGGCUGAGGCGAUGGGCGGAGGACUUUGAGACGACAUUGCGAUCUAUUCCCCGAGACGAGCGAUACGCUCCGAGCGGCUCAAGCUCCGGCUCGCUGUAUGCGCCGACGACUUAUGCAGGCAUCAGCCGGUCACCGCGCGUGCCUCGAACAAGACCCAAACGUUGGGCUCAGGAAGAGGACUGUCCAGAUUUGCAGCCAAGAUUUAGGGACCGGGACGACGAGUCUUCGUCGGAUGAGUCCUUGCCUCCGAUGCCGGACACGCCGACACCGUCUGAGCCGCGGUCGAGUACGCAUUCUGGCCGAGCGCCGCGCAGGGAAGCUUCACAAGAGCGACAGUACUGCACACAGCGAUGUCAUCUAGGACUGGUCAGAAGAGGUCGGCUUGACGCAAAUUGUCCCAACGUUCUCUUGCACUGGCAGGCUAACCUUGCAGCUGCUGAUCAUCUGAUCGACCGUGACGAGUUCCUCCGGCUCCUAUUUCAGCAGCUGCAGGAGUCUCUCGACCACGGGAUCAGUCGUCUAGAUGUGGGCGGAUCUCGCGGCGUGCUGUUCAAAAUUAGUCUGAUGGCUUACGGCUACACUUUCGUCGCCAAGGGCACGGUAUCUGCUUUAGAUCUUCGCGACAUGGGCAGGAUUUAUUACUACGACCAUCGGGUCUACAUCGAAUACCUGUUGCUUCUCUCGCAUGGCAGUCCGAUUGACGAAGCGGUUCGUGCUGGUGAGGUCAAACGUUGUCUGCGGGCGAUACAUCGGGUGUGCGUGGUGCAUCGGGACGUGCGUCGUACCAAUGUGCUACGCAAUACCGACACAGGGGAGCUCAUGCUGAUUGACUUUGAGCGUUCUGUCGUCAAGGCAGGACGGAAGCCGCUGGGCAAUAUCGUGCCUAACAAGCGAUCGUGGAAUGGGCAAAGGAAGGGGACUACGGCGUCAAUGUACAGUCAUGUUCCGGGAGACGCCAAUUACGAAGAAGAUAUACUGCAGGCAGGGACGCAUGUCCCUGCUGGCAUGGCUGCUUCAUUCAAAACUGUACCCACGUCUGGAUGA